AUGCACGCUCGGCUUCCCAGCCUCACCCGAUUCAGCAAUGUGUACCUGAGAAAUAGGGGGUUCGAUGUGGUCGAAAAGGUGAACAACCGUGACGGUGCUGGAAUUGUCUUUGCCAAAAAGAACCCUUGGAUCAAGUGGAGUUCCAGGGUAGAUAUCAAACGGGCGAAAGAGAAUGGGUACUACGACAAGUGGCAGGAAAAAGUACGUCUUGCUGGCCACAGUCGGGAGCCGACCCUUUCCGAUGAAGGCUCCGAUUGGGACGAAUACGAGGACGAUGGGGAAGAACGGUAUGAUUGGGAAAAAUAA
Molecule: messenger RNA, 306 nt
Organism: Cryptococcus wingfieldii CBS 7118
Lineage: Eukaryota; Fungi; Basidiomycota; Tremellomycetes; Tremellales; Cryptococcaceae
Exons: 1
Coding region: 1-306 (101 amino acids)
Source: RefSeq, a predicted model, not a curated record